Messenger RNA from Micropterus dolomieu (smallmouth bass), 894 nucleotides. RefSeq names its product diacylglycerol kinase theta-like. Bases 1 to 894 code for a protein of 297 amino acids. Lineage: Eukaryota; Metazoa; Chordata; Actinopteri; Centrarchiformes; Centrarchidae. Gene Ontology annotation, biological process: lipid phosphorylation; intracellular signal transduction; diacylglycerol metabolic process. Gene Ontology annotation, molecular function: ATP-dependent diacylglycerol kinase activity. The transcript has 6 exons. The record is from RefSeq and is a predicted model, not a curated record.
AUGCUUGUACUGACCCGCUGUUUGCUGUGUGUGUUUGUGUGUUCAGGUGCGUUGGCGUUGCAGAUCUCGUGUUUCUCUGAAGCGGAGAGGAUCUACAUGCUGGCGAAAGACACGACUGUCAACAACAAGACGCUCGCUUCCCUCGUCAUCCCAGAGAUCUUGACCAACAGGCUGGGGCCGGACGUCUGUCCUCUGCUGGUGUUUGUCAACCCAAAGAGCGGCGGGCUGAAAGGCAGAGAGCUUCUCUACAGCUUUCGGAAACUUCUGAACCCUCACCAGGUCUUUGACAUUUCCAACGGAGGCCCGCUGGCUGGCCUCCAUACGUUCCGAGAGGUUCCCAGGUUUCGGGUGCUGGUCUGCGGGGGCGACGGGACGGUGGGCUGGGUGCUGGGAGUACUGGAGGCUGUCCGGCACAAACUGGUCUGUCGAGAGCCGCCCAUCGGCAUCGUGCCACUGGGGACAGGUAACGACUUGUCUCGUGUGCUGCGCUGGGGAGCAGGUUACAGCGGCGAGGACCCGCACCACAUCCUGGUCUCUGUGGACGAGGCAGACGAGGUUCUGAUGGACCGAUGGACCAUCCUGCUGGACGCCCAGGAUAUGUCUGAAGACAGCAAGGACAACGGCUUCCUGGAGCCGCCCAAGAUCGUGCAGAUGAACAACUACUUCGGUCUCGGCAUCGACGCGGAGCUCAGCCUCGACUUCCACCAGGCGCGAGAGGACGAUCCCGAUAAAUUCACCAGCAGGUUCCAUAACAAAGGAGUGUAUGUGAAGGUCGGGCUGCAAAAGAUGAGCUACAGUCGGAGUCUCCACAAAGAGCUGCAGCUCCAGGUGGACACUCAGAACGUCCCGUUACCCAACAUAGAGGGGCUGAUCUUCCUCAAUAUACCCAGGUAA